Molecule: messenger RNA, 6172 nt
Organism: Thrips palmi
Lineage: Eukaryota; Metazoa; Arthropoda; Insecta; Thysanoptera; Thripidae
Gene: Gprk1
Product: G protein-coupled receptor kinase 1
Exons: 15
Coding region: 138-2225 (695 amino acids)
Biological process (GO): regulation of signal transduction; G protein-coupled receptor signaling pathway; protein phosphorylation
Molecular function (GO): G protein-coupled receptor binding; G protein-coupled receptor kinase activity; ATP binding
Source: RefSeq, a predicted model, not a curated record
CGACGAGCCACCUGAAGACGAGCCGAGCGGAGCCACGGUCGAGCCAAGCCGGGGCAUGCUGCGGAGCGGGAGUGAAGAGUGUUUGUUGUGAAUACCCCUUGCCCCCCAGUCCCCAGUGAAUAGCAGAAAGUGUCAAAAUGGCGGAUCUGGAGGCCGUGCUCGCGGACGUGAGCUACUUGAUGGCCAUGGAGAAGAGCAAAUGCACUCCAGCCGCCAGAGCCAGCAAGAAGAUCAUUCUCCCCGAUCCGAGCGUCAAGAGCGUGAUGCACAAGAGCAUGCUCCGGAACGGGGAGGUCGCCUUCGACAAAAUUUUCAAUCAAAUAUUAGGUUAUCUGCUUUUCAAAGACUUCUGUGAGAAUGUUGCAGAGGAACCUAUACCGCAGUUACGCUUUUAUGAGGAGAUUAAGGCUUAUGAGAAGCUGGAGACUGCGGAAGAACGCCGAACCGCAGCUCGUAUAAUAUAUGAUAAUUUUAUUAUGAAAGAACUCCUAGCACAUUCACAUGACUACUCAAAACAAGCAGUUAUGCAUGUACAAAAACAUUUAACAAAAAAUGAAGUCCCACCUAAUUUAUUUGAACCUUAUAUAGAAGAGAUUUUUAAUCAUCUGCGAGGAGAGCCAUUCCGCAAAUUUUUAGAGAGUGACAAAUAUACAAGGUUUUGUCAGUGGAAAAAUGUUGAGAAAGGAAUCAAUUUGACAAUGAAUGACUUCAGUGUCCACCGAAUUAUUGGACGAGGUGGAUUUGGUGAAGUCUAUGGUUGCCGCAAAGCAGAUACGGGAAAAAUGUAUGCAAUGAAAUGCUUGGAUAAGAAGCGGAUUAAAAUGAAACAGGGCGAAACUCUUGCACUGAAUGAACGGGUCAUGCUCAUUCUCGUCAGCACAGGGGUUGAUUGCCCAUUUAUUGUGUGUAUGACUUAUGCCUUCCAAACACCAGAUAAGCUUUGUUUUAUAUUAGACCUCAUGAAUGGAGGAGAUUUACACUAUCAUCUUUCUCAACAUGGAGUUUUCAAUGAACCUGAAAUGAAGUUCUAUGCUGCUGAGGUCAUAUUAGGUUUGGAACAUAUGCAUCGGCGUCAUAUUGUGUAUCGUGACCUCAAACCAGCAAACAUAUUGCUGGAUGAACACGGUCAUAUUAGAAUAUCAGAUCUAGGUUUAGCUUGUGACUUCACAAAGAAAAAGCCUCAUGCCAGUGUAGGUACCCAUGGUUACAUGGCUCCUGAGGUUCUUUCAAAAGGCACUCAAUAUGAUGACAGUGCAGAUUGGUUUUCUUUUGGAUGCAUGUUGUAUAAGUUGUUGAAGGGUCAUAGCCCCUUCCGGCAGCACAAAACCAAGGACAAACAUGAAAUAGACCGAAUGACUCUAACUAUGAAUGUGGAAUUGCCCGAAACAUUUUCAAAAGAUCUACGAUCUCUUCUUGAAGGAUUACUUCAAAGGGACAUUGACAAACGUCUAGGGUGCAGAGGAAAUGGGUAUGGAGCCGACGAAGUCAAAGAACACUCUUUCUUUGCGGGCAUGGAUUGGCAGCAAGUCUAUCUUCAGAAGUAUACUCCUCCUCUAAUACCUCCUCGAGGGGAAGUAAAUGCAGCUGAUGCCUUUGACAUUGGUUCAUUUGAUGAGGAGGAUACUAAAGGAAUUCGGUUGACUGAGGCUGACCAAGGGAUAUACACACAUUUCAAUGUGACAAUAUCUGAAAGGUGGCAAACUGAAGUAGCGGAGACAGUGUUUGAGACUAUAAAUCAGGAAGCUGACAAGUCAGAGCAAAAGAAGAAAGCCAAACAGAAACCCAAGUUUGACGAAGAUGAAAAAGAGUCUGAUUGUAUCCUGCAUGGAUACAUAAAAAAAUUGGGAGGUCCUUUUGCAUCAGCUUGGCAGACAAGGUAUGCCAAACUGUAUCCAAAUCGUGUGGAACUUCAUCCCGAAUCGGGAUCCACCAAGCCCGAACUUGUUUUUAUGGAUCAGAUCGAGGAUGUAAGUGCUGACCUGGUUCAUGUCAAAGGCGAGCAAUGCAUUGUUGUCCGCACAAGAGAAGGCAAAAUAGUUCUCACCAAUCCUGAUGAGAUUGGGCUGAAUGAGUGGGCAAUUUCAUUGCGAUCUGCUCAUAAAUGUUCCUUGGAACUGCUUGGAAACAUGGCAAAGAAAGCUGGGAAAAUUUAUGGAACAGAGAGAGAAGGUGCAGCCAAUAACAAAAACCCAGUCAUUUCAUCAAGAAACACAAAUGGCAAUUAGAGGCAAAACCCAAACAUCUGUCUUGUGCGCCAAUCUGUGAUCUGCUUAAGUAAAGUGUACCAGACUGCCGCACUGUCACCUUAGUUGAUGAAGCGUACUUCGUUUAGUCGUGUAAUCUUCACCUCUUGCAAAGUUCUUUCCAACGAGAUAUUGGGCAGUGCUACCUGUGUUUUUGUUUGUGUCAAGGAUUUUUUUAAAAAAUUUUUAGUGACUUGUUUUAAUAUUUAUAGUACCCUGAACUUGUUGAGCAUUGUGUGUUUUGAAGCAAUUUCACAUAUUGAUGUAUAGAAAUUAUGUGUAUUGUGUUUGUGAUUUUGAAAAUAUGUUGAUAUUUGUUGGUGGGUGCAACUAUUUGCACUCUCAUGAUGUGUGGUAUGUUGGGUUAUAAAAUGCCUUGUUGAGAAUGUCUGCAUUUGGAACAAGUCAUCAAUUUCUGCUAUAGCAGUUGCACAUGUGGAGAGCAUACAUUGUCUCCUUGUGAAAGCUGAUAUAGAAUACUACUGGAUUUAUAGAUAUGCUCCCACGUUCCUGACUGUGCCUUUACUUUUAAUUUAUUUAUUUACCAUAUUGAUGUCGUGCCAUUUACCUCUGGCAAAGUGGUUUUACUUGCUUGUUUGUCCCUUUUCAUGAAAUCAAAUAAGGAGUUGUGGAGGUGACAAGCAGUGUUGCCCAGCUAUUUUGGAAUACCUCGAUUCCCUUUGUGACCCUUUAAUAUCCAAUCUGUCCGGUAUGCUUUAGAAACUUUAAAACUUACUUGCGGAUUUUUUUCAUGGCUGUGUCAACUGCCUCUUUGAGUUGUUUCCAUUCCAAUUAAAUUCAAACCUGAUAGCAAUGAUUCCCUGCCAUAUCAUGACAUGACUGAAAAAUUGAUUUUUGUUCAAAAUUUUUUUUAUAGUGAAACAUUUUUGAAAAUCAAUUUUACCCAAAUACCCAGUAUGUGCUCUAGCUGGAAUCUGUCUCUGGUUAUACCACUGCAGCACUCCUGAUUGAAGCUUGGCACUUUUAACAAGUGAGAAACAAAAAUUUGGCUUCCUUGUUGCUUGUGUGGAUCAGUGUACCUCAACUAGAAGGCAACCUUUUAUAAUAAGGUAUUAAACCCCUUGUUUUUAGCCAUGUCAGUUAUUUAGAGCAGGGUGGAAAAGCCUCUGAUUAUUCCAAUGCCAGUCUUUGACCCAAAACUUAUAUCUCUACAUAAUGGUCUCCCAGAAUAGAUUUGUAGUUAAACUGUUUUUUGGGUUGAAUGUGAAGUGCUGCCAUGCUUUCAGAAACACUGAAGUGAUGUGGAAAUAACUGGGGGUUGACAUUGGGAUGAAGUAAUCCGUAGUAAAGCUCUCUAGUUUGAAAUAAACUACUGUAACAUCCCAUUUGAUCUGGGAAACAAGCGGCAAACACUUUGGGAUUUGAGUGGCCUCUCACACUGUCAUGCUUCUGCCCUCACGCGAAAUAAAAUGCCAUAGCUCACAAAAGAAGGAAAAUUUAACUUUCGUGCUUUCAAAUUCAUAUCGUGACCUGAACUUUUAAUCUACAGUUGCACCUGAUAAUACUUCUGGUCUUCAUUUUCAUCUUGGCUGGAUUUAGUGCAAAUUGUACACAUAAUUUACUUUUGUAAUAAGUUUAAUCGGAUAAUAACAAUAAGGCUUGAUUUAUGUUGGUAACUGGAUUUCUUUUAGUGAGGUACUUAUAGGAUUGUAGAUGCAACUCAGUUUUUCAAUAGUGAACAUUUGUGAUGACUUGGUAUUGACUGCUGAAAUGUAAAGGUGCUUAAUUAAAUGAAAUUUUGGUUGGCGCUGCACUGACUCAGCGACUAGCCAUUCUACAAAAAUAUUUUGGAGGACCAAAAGAGAUUCUCAUCUUCCGUACAAAGAUUUUUAAAUCAUCAAUACAUUUUAUAGAUGUUCCUGCUGUUCUGUCAGCAGGGUGACCUGUGAUGGAUGCUGACUGUCUUUGCCUUUAGUCUCGUGAGUUGCUUACCUUUUUCUUACUGCUGCUUUUGAAUAACUGCAUGUAACAGGCCUGUACGUUUUUUUUUCUUCUGAAUCAGUUACCCUUUUCCAAAAUGUCUUGGGGACUUUGUGUUAAGAAGCCCUUUUACUUCUUUAUCCCAACAAAAUUUGUAGGUGUGUCCAUUUAAAUCACAUUUUGGUUUGUAAUUUUUAUUCUUUAUGAGAUGACCAACAUUUGCAUGCUUAAUUUGAGGCACUUAAUUUAUUGUUGUUGCAUCUCAUGUCCCAAAGUGUCUCAAUUUGUGUGUGGCAGCUUACCCCCAUUUGUCUCUGUUAGUGCAGGCUUUUACAUCCAGAUAGGGGUGGGUUUGGAAACCACAAUUCUGUCGUUUAUUUUCUGCUUUGACAUUGUGUCCCCUAGUCUCCUGUUGCUUUUUGCAGCUUUGCAUGUGGAAUUGUAUGGCGCCUUUCAGGGAAUAUUGAGGGCCCUCCCAGAGGGUGCUAACAUCCUAUUAUGCUAAGUAUUGUGAGUUUUCACCACCCACCCAUUUAAAAAAAGUUAAUUAAAAUGUUAUUGUUAUUAAUGUUAUUAUUUUAGUUGUAUAAUUUUUUAUUGAUCAUAAAGAUCGUCAUAAUUUAUGGGGCAUUUUAAAAUGGGAUUACUUUUAGUGUCUGAUCCAAUUUCACUAGUGAGCCAUGUAUAGUCUUUGUGUCAGUUGUUAUCCAGCCAAGCGGAGGGAGUGAGAUUGCAUGAUGGUUUACCAUCUUUCUCCAAGAACCAUUACAUCACAUACAUAACUUGUUUAAUAUGGAACCAUAUAUAUAAAAUAUUUAUAUAUGUAUAAAUUUGUAUAUAUAUAUGGUUUCUCACUGAAUUAGGGUGCCUUUAGUUUAAAGACUUUUUACUAAGUAUAGUAAAUUAUAACUCAAUUCUGCAGUUCUUGAGACAUAACAUGUUUUGAUGCAUUUUAUAUUAAAUCAAUGAAUUUUCUAGAGCCCAGUGGAUUUCUACGCAACAAUAUAGGUUUUAAAAGCAGUUGCUCUGAGUUUGUACCUUGUAUAUUAAUGUUAUUUCCCCAUGUGUAGCAUACCUCUGUGAAAUAUUCAGAAGAAAUCCAGACUACUGCAGUUAAAUCUGAAUUGACAGUCAAUUUUUUAAAAGUUGCCCUCCAAGAAGGGAAUUGCCCAUCUGAUUCACCUCUGAGCAAAAGUCUCUACCUGUUCCUCAGGUACAGCAAAGUGCCACAAACAAUUUGUGACAAGUGAGAGUAUUGUAGAUAUUACAUAGGUGUGUAGUCCUAUACUUGAGAUGUACCUGUCCUUAUCCCCCACUAAUGAUUUUGCAGCUACAGUAUAUUACUUCAUUUUUAUAACAAUGCCAUUCUUGAUUACAUUUCCAUUUUAAAUUCUAGUGUUAAAUUUCUAGUUCUUUAAUAUUUUAUGUUCACCUGUUGAAAUGCAAUAGCAGUAUCAACUGUAGUGCCCAGUGAUUGAGGUGCUUUAUAUCAUAAGUAUAGUUAUGAACUUGCUGAGGUUAACACAUCAAAUAUGCUUGACAGAGAAGGAGGGAAGAAUUUACUUCCAAUGAUUUCAUUUCAGGUGAAUCUGAACAGUCCAUCUGAAGUUUCGUUUGCCUAUUUGACUGUGAUAUUCUGAAGCAAACACGAGAUUUUAUAUCAGUCAGUUAAUCAAAAAGUUUAGAGCAUGCUCAAAUGUUGAGCAGAGAUAAGGGAAGAGCUUUUAUCAAUUUCUGUCCAUUUUCUUUCAUCUUUUUACCUUUCCUUCUUUUCUUUUCAUGUAUAUUUUAAACUCCUCUUCCCAUGUCUGAGUUUGAUGAAUCAUGUGAUUAUGUUUGGAAUUAACUUGCAUUUGACUUUAUAGAACUGGUGUGACCUAGCAUUAUGCUCGUUAUUUCGUUAUAUGAAGAAAAAUAAGCAGUGGAAUGUGGUGCUGCCAUGUGUUCACAUUGUUUAGAAAGUCGAAUAAAAAAAUAAAAAAGGUAAA